Messenger RNA from Callorhinus ursinus (northern fur seal), 3662 nucleotides. NCBI's taxonomy places the organism in Eukaryota, Metazoa, Chordata, Mammalia, Carnivora, Otariidae. The record is from RefSeq and is a predicted model, not a curated record.
AUGGGGGAAAGAGAAAGAAGUCCAGAUAAUGAUCAAGAAAGUAAGACAGGCAAAUACCAUUACUCUUAUUGUUCAUCUGAUUUUGGAUCUACCCCACAGUCUUCUGGCCGGUCAUCGCUGGUCAGUUCUUCACCUACGGGUAUUAAGGGAAAAAAUCCUAAAAGACAAAUUUCAGAUAGCCAAGUGCAUCAUCAAGCCCCUAGGAAGCCAAGCCCUAAGGGUCCACCAAACAGAAGGGGAGUCCGAGUGGGAUUUCGCUCCCAGAGCCUCAAUAGGGAGCCACUUCGGAAAGAUACUGAUCUUGUAACAAAACGGGUUCUUUCUGCAAGACUGCUAAAAAUCAAUGAAUUGCAGAAUGAAGUAACUGAACUCCAGGUCAAGUUAGCUGAGCUCCUAAAAGAAAAUAAGGCUUUGAAAAGGCUUCAAUACAGACAGGAGAAAGCCCUGAAUAAGUUUGAAGAUACAGAAAAUGAAAUCUCACAACUUAUUGCUCGUCAUAACAAUGAGAUUACAGCACUCAAAGAACGCUUAAGAAAAUCUCAAGAGAAAGAACGGGCAACUGAGAAAAGGGUAAAAGAUACAGAAGGUGAACUAUUUAGGACAAAAUUUUCCUUACAGAAACUGAAAAAGAUGUCUGAAGCUAGACACCUACCUGAGCGAGAUGAUUUGGCAAAGAAACUAGUUUCAGCAGAGUUAAAAUUAGAUGACACCGAGAGAAGAAUUAAGGAACUAUCCAAAAACCUUGAGCUGAGUACUAACAGUUUCCAAAGACAGUUGCUUGCUGAAAGGAAAAGGGCAUAUGAGGCUCAUGAUGAAAAUAAAGUCCUUCAAAAGGAGCUACAACAACUGUAUCACAAAUUAAAAGAAAAGGAGAGAGAACUGGAUAUAAAAAACAUAUAUUCUAAUCGGCUACCAAAGUCUUCUCCAAAGAAAGAAAAAGAACUUAGAUCAAGAAAAAAUGCUGCAUGCCAGAGUGAUUUUACGAACCAGUGUACAAAAGGAGUACAAACCAGUGAAGACGUGGAGCUGGAAGAAUUUCCUAUAACACCACAAACGGUUAUGUGUUAUGAAAACAGUUGGGAAGAACCUGAACAUCUUACUUUGGACCUGGAAUUGCAAGAGAGAGGUAAACAUGAAGAAGCAGGGAUUCUAAACCCAAUUGUGAAAAGAGAAGAAAAAUUUUUUAAAGAUCAAGGACUCCAUGUUGUAAAUCAGGAGGUUGAAAAGCUGGAAGAUGAAUGGGAAAGAGAAGAACUUGCUAAAAAGCAAAAAGACAAGAUAUCUUUGCUGGAGAGAGAAGAAAAGCCCACAUUGGAAACUGGAAGAUACCAAAUGGAAAUGUACCAAAUUCAAAAUAUUGAUAAAUUGGAAGAAGAGGAAGAAGAAAGGCUAAAGAGAGAAAUGCUACUUGCUAAACUGAAUGAGAUCAACAGAGAACUCCAAGAUUCUCGGAAUAUAAAAUGCCCUCCUCUGCCAUUGCUUCCUGAUUUGGAAUCAAAACUGCAUUCCCCAGAGAGAAGCCCCAAAACAUACAUGUUCUCUGAAUCCUCAGAGAGAGUAUCUAAUGGGCAUCAUCUGCAAGACAUCAGCCUUUUCACUCCAAAAGGAGAUGGUCAGAAUCCAGGAAAUACUAGAAGCCCAGCCUUCCCAAAUGAGCUUGCAUUUGGCAGCUAUGUGCCUUCAUUUGCGAAAACAUCAGGGAAGUCAAAUCCAUUUAGCCAAAAGAGUGGCCUUGUGGAUGUCCAAAGAAACAGUAUAGAGAAACAUAGUAAAGACAGUGUAGAUUUAAUUACAAGAAGAGAGAAAAAAGCUAAUCUGAUGGAACAGCUGUUUGGUGCCAGUGGCAGCAACACCAUUUCCUCUAAAAGCAGUGACGCAAAUUCUCGGGCUGCCAGCAAAGGAGACCUUGACCCUCUAAAUUUUCUCCCAGGGGAUAAGAGCAGCGGGGAUAGAGAACGUGAUGAAGAUGAUGACUUUUUCCUCAGUGAAGGAAGAAGUUUUAAUCCAAAUAGACACCGAUUAAAACAUGCAAACAGUAAACCAGCAGUAAAAGCAGUGGAAUCUGUAGAAGAUGAAAUUGAAGAAGUAGCCCUGAGAUGACUGACUACAGUAUACAUUUUUCCAAUUGUAAAUAUUAAAAUAUUUUAAUACAAUAUUUAUUAUAAACCUUUAGAAUUUUUAAUGUUAAAAAGUCCUUAUUAAGGAAUGAUUUUUAAUAGACAAAUACAGUGUAAAUGGAAAGAAGUAGAUCAUAUCUCACCACAUAGUUUGCUAAGAAUGAAGGAGACUUUUGAAUGAACCCAAAAACAGAUGUAUUUUGCUUGGUUUUGGCUUUUUAUUUACAAAUAGGUUUUACCUCUUAAUCAGCUCUAUAGGAAGUUUUACUCCAUUGGAGUUCAUAUUUAUUUCCUAUUUUUAUCCCUAUUUAUUUAUUUACUUAUUUUUGGUCAUGUCCUCAUUGAAGUAAAUAUAGUCUUGUCGAGUGGAAAUUGAAGGUGUGAGGCUCUGCGUUGGGAAGAUAGCUCCCAGAUGGUGGAGCACUGGUGCUACUUAGGAGCCCUGUCCUCUGUGGACAGGGGUCCCUUUCUCACAUAGCAUAGUUGAGCUACUCUUAAGUGGAAGCUGUGACAACAUAGGGAUUUCCCACUUAAGAGAUGCAUUAAAUCGCUUGCCUACAACUCUGCUAACAUAUUAGGUUGAGAUCAGGAGACAUUUGUCUGUCUGCUUGGAUAAUUCCUCUGUCAUAGCUCCUGGAGACUUGGGUACAGUGGUAAUCAGUAAUUCUUUUCCUCUUACACUCUGUAUCUCAGUGACUGGGUAUGAAAUCUCAUACCCAAAUACAUGAAAUUAAAGAAAUUUCAUCCUAAUAAUAUAGAAAGAUUUUUCAACUCAGUUAUGUUUCCAGAGUAAUCUAACUUGGAAAUUUUUAAUAUAUAUUUUUAAGGUUUGAACUUGCUAUCAAAACCAAUGAUAAUGAUAGUGUAAUACUAUUGUGCUUAUAGGACUAAUUUUAAAGCAACCAUUGUUUAAAAAUGUUUUAGAGAUGGGGCUUCUGCCUUGCUGAGUAGGGCAGAUGUUUUUCUGUUGAAAUGUGUUGGUUUUCUGCUGUUUGUAGUUUACUUCAGCUACAAAGGAGUUGAUGACCUUGGAUUAUGUUGGGUAUGAUUGGUCUUUAAGAAGUAAUAUACCACCAACCGAGGAGAAAACACUGUUAAAGUGAAGAGUGGGAGAAACAGUGUAUCAGGGAAAGCAUAAAAAAAUGUAGAUUGACACUUAAUUCUAAAGUGAGCUUCCCCCCCACCCCCAGAAUUUAGUAUGUAUUCACUAAUAGUAUGAUUUCUGAUGCCAAGCAUAUAUACUGAUGAGGGGACCGGAGUUACUGUUUUAUCUUGAGUUCUUAAUGCUUGUUAUUGAGUAUAAGUUCAUAACUGUUUGGCAAGACUUACCUGGAUAGGUCUCUAAUGAAAAGAUAGAAUAUCUAUUGUCUUCUAAAUUGUGUUACUGUCAUUCAUUGGGAACUGAGUCUCCCAAAAGUGCUAAACUACAUUUAAAAAUUGUUUUAGCAAAGAGAUUUUUAUGUCUGAUAUAAAUAAGCUUUUAGUAUCCCGCAAAUCAUUCUGAUAUCUGUAAACCACAAUUUGUAAUGUAGUUCUUGAUAAAAU